Molecule: messenger RNA, 2060 nt
Organism: Chara braunii
Lineage: Eukaryota; Viridiplantae; Streptophyta; Charophyceae; Charales; Characeae
Source: the annotation of a GenBank genome assembly
CUGGUCAUCACAAUCAGCAUCAGUUCAUCUGGUGAGAUUAUCUCUGUGGUUGGGGGCAGCUAUUUGAGAGUGCAUUAGUGCAGAUUGUGUACAGUGCUGUAGCGUAUGAGCGACGAGGAAGACACUAGAAAGGACGACCGGAUCCUGCGAUCAGCAAGGUGCCCACUAGCCCAUUUGGCGUUAGGUCUAGAGGGUGACAGGUACGGUCUGUACGAGUUUGUGGUGAUGCCUUUCGGUUUUUGCAAUGCUCCUGGCACCUUUCAGCACACUAUGAAUCGGAUCUUUCAUGACUACUUGGAUAAGUUUGUCAUCGUGUACCUAGAUGACAUACUUAUUCUUAGUAAGACUGUCGAGGAGCAUGUUGCGCACUUGGACAAAGUCCUCAGUCUUUGCAAUGCUCCUGGCACCUUUCAGCAAGUUAUGAAUCAGAUAUUCCAUGACUGCUUGGAUAAGUUUGUCAUCGUGUACCUCGAUGACAUACUUAUUUUUAGUAAGACUGUCGAGGAGCACGUUGCGCACUUGGACAAAGUCUUGAGUCUUCUGCAACAACACAAGUUCAAGAUCAACGGUGAGAAAUGCAAGUUUGGCAGCACUCGUGUCUUGUACUUGGGUCAUGAGAUUUCCGCGGAGGGAUUGAAGCCCGAUGACGCGAAGGUGGCCAACAUUCGUGACUGGCCGCGUCCUCAGUUUGUGAUUGAGAUGAGAUCUUUCUUAGGGAUGAACGGCUACUAUCGCAAUUUCGUGAAGAACUAUAGCAUAGUUGCCGCCCCUUUGAUUGAUCUGACGCGCCUUGACACCCCAUGGGAGUGGACUGAGAGAUGCGAGGCUGCCUUCAGACAUCUGAAGCAUGCGUUGAUGCAUUACGAAGUCUUGAAACUUCUUGAUCCUGAUAAGCCAUUUAUAGUAACUACGGAUGCUAGCCAAUAUGGCAUAGGCGUUGUACUUGCACAACAGGAGGGGAAGAAGUUGAGGCCAGUUGAGUACAUGUCCAAGAAAAUGCCGUCUCAGAAGUUGGCUAAGUCCACCUAUGAGAAGGCUCUGACCCAUUGGAGGAACUACCUCCUUGGGAGGUUCUUCAUUCUCAGGACUCAGUCGGUACUCUCUGAUGCUCUCAAGCGUUGGAUCGAAGUCAUUGAGCAGUAUGACUUCGAGCCCCAGUACAUCAAGGGCGAGUAUAACAAGGUUGCUGAUGCCUUGUUGCGUAGACCUGAUUUCUCAGGUGCGCUGAUGACUGAGUUCAAUCUUGCGGACAAUGUUACUCAGUCUUUGGUGGAAGCCUAUCGCGAGGAUCCGUUCAUGUCUGAGAUCAUCCGUAGACUCGAGGCGAAGGACAAAGUGACUUCUGCUGAGUUUGAGUUGGUCAACGGCUUGCUGUUCCUUGAGAAGGCUGGGAAUAAACGUUUGCGUGGUGAGAGCCUGUCCAUGGACUUCAUGGAUACGCUGGUCACCGGCAAGAGUGGAAUGUGGUACAUCUAUGUCAUUGGGGAUAGGUUUAGUAAGUUUGCUAGAUUAGUUGCAAUGCCAGGAACAGCUAAAACGGAGUACGUGAUUAAGAUGUUCAAAGAGAAUUGGGUUAGAGACUUUGGAUUACCUAAGUCCAUUGUUAGUGGCAGGGAUGUCCGAUUCACAAGUGAGUUGUGGAAAGCAGCAGCUGCAGAGCAAGGCACGCAACUGCAGAUGACAUCAGGCAAUCAUCCUGAGGCAAACGGGCAAGCUGAACAAAUGAACUGCGCUGUACAACACCUGCUAAGGCAUUACAUCAAGCCAAAUAAGGUAGAUUGGAAUGAGAAACUUGCUCUCAUCGCAAGUUUGUACAACAAUGCUGUGCACAGUGCAACUGGAGUCAGUCCUAAUAGCUUGCUGCUGACCUUCAGACCCCGACUGCCUUUAGACUUCCUACUACCUGACAAUCAGCCGAAUGCUGCACCUGGGACGUUAGAGUUUGCUUGUCGGUAAGAGUUUGCUUGUCGGUAUGAGCAGCUAAUGCAGCAGGCUGUUGAACAGAUGCACAGGGCACAGGCGGCGAUGAUAGAGUCUGAAAACAAACACCGCCGUCCAUC